Daphnia magna is the source of this 2017-nucleotide messenger RNA. RefSeq lists its product as uncharacterized. The transcript has 11 exons. The record is from RefSeq and is a predicted model, not a curated record. The coding region runs from base 64 to 1740 and encodes 558 amino acids. NCBI's taxonomy places the organism in Eukaryota, Metazoa, Arthropoda, Branchiopoda, Diplostraca, Daphniidae.
AUCUCUCAAUGUCUCAACUUCGAUCUUUGAAAUUUUUUUUUUAUUUUUAGAUUGUUAUAAAAAAUGAGAUUUGGCAACUUGGAAUUUUUUUCAAUCGUCAAAGCACUCUGCGCCAUUUUAUACAAACCGUUGACCCAAGAGGUGAAAGUUGAAAGCAUGUCUGAUUUUAAAUCAGUUUUGGUACAAGUUGUGUAUUUUGGCGAUCGUACAUGUGACUAUGAGGUUACAUUUCAGUCUUCUAAACGAGGGGAACCUGAGCUUAUGAUGUUAGAGCAAAAGUUGUGUUCUAAAUCUAAGGAAAUAAAAGAUUUCGUUGGCAAAGGAGGAGCAUGUGAAUUUUUCAAAGAAAGUGAAAUUUUCCCUGGUCGUUGGACCCAAUUUGGUGAUUACUCGCCAGUGAAGCACAAAGUAACGAUAAGGUGUAACCUGGGGAAUAAAAGAAAACUAAGUUUUUCUGAGUUACCACAACAACAAGAGAAAUACCAAAGGAAAUUAAGGGAAUCUGAAACACAACUGCAACAGAAUGGUUGUGAAAUAAAUAUUUUCACUGAUGUGGGAGAAAGAGUGAAGUUUUCUUCGAACUCAUUAACCGAAAAACAUUCAACACCGUGUAGUACUUCAUCAUUUUUCAACAAUGAACAACACUCUGAUGAAGGUUUUAGCCCUUUACUUACCAGUACAGCUAUUGAUACCAAAAAAAAAUUAACUUCUAAGUCCACGGAUAGAUUGAAACAUUGUUUAUCACCAUCGAUGUUUUCAGAUAAUAGUACUGAUGAUGAAGCACUGUCUGUUGAAGCAAUGACUUUUGGGUCUCAAUACUGCCAAAAAAGGAAGAAGGUGAAGUCAAACCAGAAUAGUAAUCAACAACCAUCAACUUCUUCUUUGGAUUAUAAUACUGAAAAAUAUGAAGAAUUGGAUUACAAAAGCACCCUGAAUAACGGGAUAAGAAACAAGGUUCAGUCUGUCUCUAAAAGUAAACAGACUUCAUCACAACAUCUUCGGCCAUUCGAGAGACUGGAUUUCGGCAAAUGGAAAUUACCGAACAAUUUCGGAGUCGUAGUUAACAAAAUAUUGCAGAAGAGAGGAAACCUGAGUGAGGCUAAUUUGUCUCUUGUGUGCCGACGUGUUGUGGAUUCCAUCGAAGAAUUUUCUUUAUGCCCCUGUGGGAAUUCAUUAAGGCUGGUGGUACAGCAAAUGUUCACUACCUACCCAUCAACACUUAUAAAUCCGAAAGAUCCAGUAGCAUCUUCGCAAGCUAUAGUAGGUAAACUACAGAGAAUUCUAUCUAGACGAAGACAAGCUGCAGGCCAAACCUUUAGUACUAAUGGAGGAAGACUUUUCCUGGAAAACAAGAUUUCCUAUUUGGAUCCAGGUAUACAUUCUGAAAGUGCAGGCAAUGCAGAUGACAACCUCGACAUGGCAUCUUACAAAAUUAAUUAUGAAAAGUUGAUUAAACUGUACAAAGACAGUGGAAGUACAGGGGUACUUAAGUCACUUUGUAAGCUUACUUUCAAAGGUCGGCGUUAUGAGAUCACCAAAGGUUAUAUAACAUCUCCAGAAGACAUCUUGAAAACCAGGUGCCCGUUGUUGAACCAGCAACAUUAUCUUUACGCUGAACUUGACCUAAUACUUGGAUCUGGUACUUGCAAAAAUUUCAAAAAAAAAUGGGAAGACAUUGUACCAGUAGUGAUAGCAGUUGCCCGUAAAUUUCACAAAAAUACAGCGGUGAAAAAAUACUAAACCGUUACCAAUCUUCAAUAGAAAACAAAUGUUUCGAAAGUGAAAGUUGUGCGGUACUUGAACUGCUACCGGUCAUAAUCUCUGCAAAUAAACGAAGUUGCACAGCCGGAGACUAUUUUUUUGAUGUACACGAGGAUUCAUCUAAUAUUGCUUCGGCCAUUAAGAAGCACAAGAGAGAGACGACCUUCAUUUUGAAAAUUGGGGAUACUAGCUACACAGUUAUUGUGGAUUCCACCAUCCCGUUCAUCGAGUCUGCGUGUAGUACUGAAGCUCUCCU